AUGAAAACACGUAUACUUCCAGAACAUAAAUUUAUUUUAUGGUUAGCAAUGUCUGAUGAAUAUUGGCUGAUAUCUGCGCCGGGAAAACCGUCCCCAAGACAAACAUAUGAUCAAAUUUGUAAUGCAACAGGAAAAGAUCAAUUAUCAACAAAUUUCAUUUUUAAUAUUCCAGAUUUAAAGGUUGGUACACUUGAUUCACUUGUAUCAUUAUCCGAUGAUCUUGGAAAAUUAGAUUCAUACGUAGAAGGUGUUACACGUAAAUUAGCACAAUAUUUUAGUGAUGUUUUGCAAGGAGCAUCGUCGCAAAAGAUUGCAGUCGUCAUGGCAGAAAAUUUAGUCGUUGGACCAAAUAAUGGUAAACAUAUUAUUUUCAGUAAAAAUAAAGGCAAAAUGCUAGGUGAAUUAACGUUUUUGAGAAAUUAUUCUAUAUAUCAAGUUGAUCCUGUUACCUAUGUAACUGAUUUUCAAUGGGAUUUUGCUAAAUAUCCAACAAAACAACCAUUAAAAACGUUAUCAGAAGUUAUUUCUAAAGCAGUAACACAUAUUGAAAAUGAACUUAAACUUCGUAGUCAAGCAUAUAAUAAUAUUAAACAAACAUUACAAGUACUCGAAAAAAAACAAACUGGUAGUUUAUUAACACGAAAUUUAAAUGAUCUUGUUAAAAAAGAAAAUUUAUUAUUAGGUAGUGAAUAUUUGAAAACCUUAUUGGUAUGUGUACCAAAACCAUUAAUAAAAGAUUGGUAUGAUAAAUAUGAGACUUUAUGUGCAAUGAUUGUACCAAGAACAUCGGAAUUAAUUACUCAAGAUCAAGAUUAUGUUUUAUUUACAGUUACAUUAUUUCAAAAAACAGAAGACACAUUCAAACAUAAAUGUAGAGAAAAUAAAUUUACUGUUCGUGAUUUUACAUUUGAUGAGCAAACAUUAUCAUCAGAUAAAGAACAAUUAAAUAAAUUAGAAUUAGAUCGUCAAAAAUUGUAUGGUGGUUUAGUACGAUGGUUAAAAAUUAAUUUUGGCGAAGUCUUUUCAGCAUCUAUACAUAUUAAAGCAUUAAGAAUAUUUGUCGAAUCUGUUUUAAGGUAUGGUUUGCCUGUGAAUUUUGUUGCUAUUGUUAUUCAUCCAUUGCGUCGUUCAACAAAAAAGUUACGUGAUGUACUCAAUAAUUUAUUUGCUUAUUUGGAUCAAUCGAGUUCAACGCGACAAGAAGAUAAUUUUGAUAUACCCGGUGUCUUUUCAUCACAACAAGAAUAUUAUCCCUAUGUUUAUCUCAAACUCGACCUUGACUAUACGGAAACAAAAAAAUCGUAA
Didymodactylos carnosus is the source of this 1305-nucleotide messenger RNA. The record is from the annotation of a GenBank genome assembly. Lineage: Eukaryota; Metazoa; Rotifera; Eurotatoria; Philodinida; Philodinidae.